Messenger RNA from Otolemur garnettii (small-eared galago), 1929 nucleotides. It is a transcript of the gene TP73, whose product is annotated as tumor protein p73. The record is from RefSeq and is a predicted model, not a curated record. Gene Ontology annotation, molecular function: RNA polymerase II cis-regulatory region sequence-specific DNA binding; protein binding; DNA-binding transcription factor activity, RNA polymerase II-specific. Lineage: Eukaryota; Metazoa; Chordata; Mammalia; Primates; Galagidae. Gene Ontology annotation, cellular component: nucleus. Gene Ontology annotation, biological process: regulation of transcription by RNA polymerase II; protein tetramerization; apoptotic process. The transcript is spliced from 13 exons. Bases 1 to 1929 code for a protein of 642 amino acids.
AUGGCGCAGUCCACUGCCACCUCCCCUGACGAGGGAGCCACAUUCGAGCACCUCUGGAGCUCUUUGGAACCAGACAGCACCUACUUUGACCUUCCCCAGUCAAGCCGGGGCAACAACCAACUGGUGGGCAGUGCGGAGACCAGCAUGGACGUCUUUCACUUGCAGGGCAUGACCACUUCUGUCAUGGCCCAGUUCAAUCUGCUCAGCAGCACCAUGGACCAGAUGAGCAGCCGCGCAGCCCCGGCCAGCCCCUACACCCCAGAGCACGCCGCCCCCGUGCCCACCCACUCGCCCUACGCCCAGCCCAGCUCCACCUUCGACACCAUGUCCCCGGCGCCUGUCAUCCCCUCCAACACUGACUACCCCGGCCCCCACCACUUCGAGGUCACUUUCCAGCAGUCGAGCACAGCCAAGUCAGCCACCUGGACGUACUCCCCGCUGCUGAAGAAGCUGUACUGCCAGAUCGCCAAGACAUGCCCCAUCCAGAUCAAGGUGUCCACCCCGCCGCCCCCGGGCACCGCCAUCCGUGCCAUGCCUGUCUAUAAGAAGGCAGAGCACGUGACCGACAUCGUGAAGCGCUGCCCCAACCACGAGCUCGGGAGGGACUUCAACGAAGGACAGUCUGCCCCUGCCAGCCACCUCAUCCGCGUGGAAGGGAACAAUCUCUCACAGUAUGUGGACGACCCUGUCACCGGCAGACAGAGUGUUGUGGUGCCCUAUGAGCCCCCACAGGUGGGGACGGAAUUCACCACCAUACUGUACAACUUCAUGUGUAACAGCAGCUGUGUGGGGGGCAUGAAUCGGCGGCCCAUCCUCAUCAUCAUCACCCUCGAGACGCGGGAUGGACAGGUGCUGGGCCGCCGGUCCUUUGAGGGCCGCAUCUGCGCCUGUCCUGGCCGUGACCGCAAGGCUGACGAGGACCACUACCUCGAGCAGCAAACCCUGAAUGAGAGGAAUGAGGGCGCCGCCAGGAGCAGCGCUGCCAGCAAGCGCACGUUCAAGCAGAGUCCCCCCACCGUCCCUGCCCUGGGCACCAGCGUGAAGAAGAGGCGGCACGGGGAUGAGGACAUUUACUACCUGCCUGUGCGUGGCCGGGAGAACUUUGAGAUCCUGAUGAAGGUCAAGGAAAGCCUGGAGCUGGUGGACCUGGUGCCGCAGCCGCUGGUCGACUCCUACCGGCAGCAGCAGCAGCAGCUCCUGCAGAGGCCGAGCCACUUGCAGCCCCCGUCCUAUGGGCCUGUGCUGUCACCCAUGAACAAGGUGCAUGGGGGCAGCAACAAGCUGCCCCCAGUCAACCAGCUGGUGGGCCAGCCUCCCUCCCACAGCUCGGCGCCUGGGCCCAGCCUGGGGCCUGUGGGCCCUGGAGUACUCACCAACCACAGCCAUGCCCUGCCAGCCAACGGGGAGGCCAACGGGAGCCACAGCACCCAGCCCAUGGUCUCAGGGUCUCACUGCACUCCGCCACCCCCCUACCACGCUGACCCCAGCCUCGUCAGUUUUUUAACAGGCUUGGGGUGUCCGAACUGCAUCGAGUAUUUCACCUCUCAAGGGGUACAGAACAUUUACCACCUGCAGAACCUAACCAUCGAGGACCUGGGCGCCCUCAAGAUCCCUGACCAGUACCGCAUGACUAUCUGGCGGGGCCUGCAGGACCUGAAGCAGGGCCACGACUACGGCGCCCAGCAGCUGCUCCGCUCCAGCAGUAACGCGGCCACCAUCUCCAUCGGCGGCUCUGGGGAGCUGCAGCGGCAGCGGGUUAUGGAGGCCGUACACUUCCGCGUGCGCCACACCAUCACCAUCCCCAACCGCGGCGGCCCGGGCGGGGGCGCAGCGCCCGAGGAGUGGGCGGACUUCGGCUUCGACCUGCCCGACUGCAAGGCCCGCAAGCAGCCCAUCAAGGAGGAGCUGUCGGAGGGCGAGGUCCACUGA